AUGCACUCUACCCACAGGGAAUACAUAAAGCUUAUAAAAUGCUCGAACAAUGUGGAGUUCAAGAAAAACGAAGAGAUAGACGCGCUGGAAAUUUGCAUGGAAAAGUCAAUCAAUUUAAAAAUAAUGCAGUACUUUGUUAACAUAAAGGAGUUGUACUUGAUAAAAAAUAACAUCUCUGAUGUAACCCCCUUGCUGGAGUGCACAAAUCUGAGGGUCCUAUUUUUGCAAAUCAAUAAGAUCAGGAGCGUCCUAGGGCUGGGGAAGCUGAAGAAUUUGGAGAAACUGAACCUGUUCAGUAAUGAACUGACGGAGAGCGGCAUCGACCUGGGAGAGAACAAACAGUUGCACUACAUUGACCUGAGCGACAACGCACUAGAAAGUAUCGACUUCUUCUGGUGCACGACUUCUUUUGUACAUAUAAAUUUGGCCAACAACCGCAUUCGAACCCUGGACCCGCUGCGCAAUAAUGCAAACUUGGAGCACCUAAAUGUCAGCGGAAACAGGCUCGAACGUUUUGAAGACAUCCAGGCGCUUCGCCUGCUGCCGAACAUUAAGGAGCUGUACCUCAGUUCGAUCUACUACAGAAGCAACACUUUGGUGGGGAGCCUACUCUACAAACACUACUUCUACACCAAUUUUCCAAAUUUACUGAUAUUAGAUCACCAAGUCGUGAGCAACCAAGACAGAAAGCUAACCGCGCGGGAUAUGGAAACACUCAAAAGCAUCUCCGACUUCAAAAUGAAUUUUAUCGAAGAAAAAUAUAUAAAGGAAAAACACCACCUCUUAUUCAUUAACAACAAAAAUUUAUUUUACUUGAAUGAGGUUCUAUGGCCAAUUCAUUUUUACUUCAACAUGCAGGGAUCUCCAGUGGAUGCUACUACUCAUGGGGAACACGAGCGAAUGGCAGAGAUAAAAAGGGAGGUAUCUUUUUUCCUAAGUGCGUACACCUCCAGAUUUAACUACAUCAUGCGGAGGUUGAAGGAGGAGCGGGAUCUGCAAAUAAGAUAUGUCUCUACGUCGAUGAAUUCCUAUUUCAACAUUUUCUUCCAAGUCGUGACGAAGCAACAGGCAGAGUACGCUGAAGUCGAAGACUUACUAAAGACGAACUUCAGCGCAAAGUCACUAAAGAGCUACUUUGUGGAGGACAUAAAAAUUGAAAGCAUUGUAAAGGUGAAGAAGCUCAACCAUGGCUGCCUGGACGAGUUAAUCGAAGACCACCUGAACAGCGUGAUUUAUAAAAAAAAUUUGCUCUUUCUGCAUCCGUACAAUUACUGCAAAAUUAACGACCACUUCGAUUUUGACGAGAAAGAACUUGUGGUGGAGGACCCGGAAAGGAAGAAGUUCUUCGAGAGUAACUUUGUCUGCUCGUGCCUCAGCUUGAGCCACGUGUUGAAGACAGCCAUCAGGACGUUCCUCGCGGAGGAUCAGGAUGACCUGGUGCACCCGAUUUACCUCAGAAACAGGGGGGCGGCAACACCAGCAGGCUCGCCAACGGUGGAAGUUUCUCCCUCCACGCCCUUCUCUCCAACCGCGUGCGCCAACACAACAGAGGUGAACCUAAAGAAGAAAAUUGUGCGAAGCAAAAAGUUCGACUUUCCCCCAGUUCGCAUAUACGUGGUGGAGAGUUACUUCUUCCCGAACGAGUACAAAGAAGUGACAGCCUACAGCUCGUCCGCAGGUAGGAAAGAUAAUGAAAAAAACGAGGAGUCUAAAUUUAAAAUAUAUUACACCCAGUCAAGACACACCAACUUGAAAUACAUAGUGAACCUCAGUCUGGUGAGUAGCGGCGCAGUGGUGAGCAAGGCGAACUCCCUUACAAGGGUAGGUACAGAAAAAAAAGGGAAAGGGACAGAGAAAAAAAAAAACAUCGACUUGGACUUCCUCAAUUGUGUAAAAAUACAAGAUACCGUGGAUACUCCAAAUGAAACACAUGGAAAAAAAAAACUUAAAAAAGAUUUUUACGAGUACCUUUUAACAUUCAAAUUGAUUAACUUCUUUCAUGUCACGAAAUAUUUUAUCAAGUUGAGUAAAAUCAUUUGUGAAAUUAAAAAGUGUGUGUCGCUUCUUUUGGCUAGAUGCAACUUGAAGCACCUGCUUCCCUUGAGUGUCAAACAUUUCCAGGACAAGUUAGAAGUGACUUUACCUGAGCAUGUUAAUAUAUUGGAGAAGAAGAGGUUGGACCUUGUCCGCCUCGUUAGAGGGUUAUCUGCAGGCGGGGCAUCCCCCACUGGGGACACUACUUCUGUAGCAGCUACACAAGACGGGGCAGACAGCAAAGAGCACGCGGAAAUGGAGGCCCUACACCUUAGCAGCUUCCACAUACACAAACUGAACUUGCGAGUUGUACAGGACAUUUUUAAAAACUUAAAAAAGUUAUGUCUAGUUAAUAACAACAUCAGCGACUUGAGUGUGUUUUUUCAUUGUGGGGACGAGGACAUUGAUUCUUUAGUGCACCUCGACCUUUCCUUUAACUGUAUCGCCACCCUUGCCCCGAUAUACAGCAAAUUUAGAAAGUUAAUGCACUUGGAUGUAUCUUUCAAUUGUAUUUGUGAUUUUGUCGAAAUUGUAAUGUUCAGUCGGAAUCAUAAGGAGGUGGAGUCGCUGUCAUUUGUUGGCAACUCCCUUUAUGUGAAACCCUCGCACCAGGUGUGUGUCCACCGGAUUUUCCCUCGCAUCGUAUGGCUUAACGAGGUGCGCAUGACGUCCAGUGGGGAGUUCGAUUUGGAAGCGCACUCCUCGGUCGAGAGUCAAUUGGGCAACGCCCCGAGCAGUGACCAACACGCCACAAUUCUCAAGGAGCCCAAGUGCAGUAACUACCUGAAUAAUGUGCAAGUAGUAACCCUGUCAGACCUGUACACCCCCCUUCCCAUCUCCGAUUUCUCCGUUUUGGCAAACUUGAAAGAAUUAAAUUUAUGCAACAACGGAAUGGACAGUGUGGAAGACCUCAAACUACCAACAAGCUUACGUACGCUCAACUUGAGAAACAACAGGUUAAGAGAUAUUAACUUUUUAAAAAGCAAUUUAAACAUUGAAAAUCUUAUAUUGGACAAAAACAAUCUUGUAUGUAUCGACAUGGUGAACUCUUUGCAAAAGUUAAAGGUACUUAGAUGUGCACAUAACAAAUUGGAGACCAUCCCGUUAAUGCAAAAUGCACAGCUAGUUGAACUAAACAUACACGAUAACUUUAUAAAAGACAUUACUCACUUGGUGUUGAUGAAAAAAAAAAAAUCUCUAAGGUCCAUAAACAUUUACAAUAACAAAAUAAAUUUUCCCAACCUAGAACUCUACAUUAUACACACGUUCAGAAAUUUGAUCAUCUUAAAUGACACAUACAUAGAGAGAGGAGAUCAUGUGGAUUCAUUUUUUAAAAAAAUAUACACUCUGAAUGUUUUUCAUGAUCUGUACAACUUGUUUCCUCCUUACACCUCCUUGAGAAGUCUUGAAAUUAAAAAUUUGAAAAUUCGAAGCAUCAUGUUUCGCAUCAGCAAUGAGGACUUUUCCAACUUGGAGCGUCUGGACCUUUCUAACAACUUUCUCAACAGCAUCUCCAACGUGGGGCCGCUAGACAGCCUCAAGGUCCUCCUCCUAAACAACAACAAACACAUCAGCGACGAGUCCUUCACGGGGCCAGACGGAAGGAACGUAUUGAACUGUUUUAAAUCACUUGAGGAACUAGAUAUUAGCUCUUGCAUGUUGUGCAGAACGGACUUCCUCAGCAAGUGCACCAAUUUGAAAAACUUGAAGAGCCUCAACUUGGAAGGAAAUAAUAUCCACUCAGUGAAGAGCCUGUCUCACUUGGAGAGUCUUCUUGACUUAAAUUUGUCGAACAACAAAGUGUCGAAGAUGUGCCCUGAUUCCUUCCCCCCCCAGUUACAGCGGCUCGCUGUGUCCAACAACUUGAUCAGAAAUCUGGCCCCACUGCGCACGCUGCAAAAUUUGGAAAUGCUGGACCUGCGCGUUAAUCGAAUCGACAACGUGGACGAGUUCAUCUCAUUAAGAGACAUGCACACGUUGAAGAUUCUCUACCUAAAUGGAAACAGAAAGAUAAAGGAACACUUCCCAAACAUCAGGAACAUGCUCAAGCAAGUAGGAACCUUCGACGACAAAAUUGUGAAAGAGCAUGAAGAGGUGAUGCACCAUAUGUCUGAGAAGAAGGAAUGCGCCAGAGGCGAUCGGGAGACAAACGCGAAGGAGCCGCGGGGGGAGACUUACAAGGGUUCAACGAAGGACACCAUUAAGGAAGACACCAAGCUUAUCACUAGGAAUAUCACCAGGGAUGUCAUUAGGGAAAUCAAUAGACAGGCGCCAAGAAAAGGGGUGGCCACCCGCGCACAGACUAAGCUGCAGCGACCUCCAAAGAAGAAGGACUCAUUUGAUGAGCGAAUUAAGAAAGACAGCUUUACCAUUAUAGGUAAACGUGCAAGCAAAAGCGGUGAUUACUAA
This is a messenger RNA of Plasmodium fragile, 4443 nucleotides long. RefSeq lists its product as uncharacterized. The coding region runs from base 1 to 4443 and encodes 1480 amino acids. Gene Ontology annotation, molecular function: protein binding. NCBI's taxonomy places the organism in Eukaryota, Apicomplexa, Aconoidasida, Haemosporida, Plasmodiidae. The transcript is spliced from 17 exons. The record is from RefSeq and is a predicted model, not a curated record.